AUGUAUGAAAAAGUUCAUCAAAAAACUUGGUACAAAUACUUAUUACCGAUAAAAUCCGACAGACUGGCUCCAACUAAACGAAAUAAAAUUAUCAGUCCAAUCUCCACGGCGUUAUCCUCAUCAGUUUUAUUAGCACAAAAUCAACAGCAGCAGCAGGAACCGCCGCCAUCUGAAUCCAUCGAAUCAUUACCAGAUCAUCCAUUGAUAACAUCCUCACCGGAGAAAGGUCAUGUAGCCGUCUUCUCAUUAAGUAGUUCAUCAUCAUCGAGUUUAUCUUCUUCAUUAUCGUCGUUGUCAAGCAUGGCUGCUACAGCAAGAAUUACCGAACAAAAUUCAGAAAAUGGAGUGGGAACAAAUCGACCAACAUCAGCCAAUUGUAUAAAACGCUUUAAUUAUUGUUAUGAUGUGUCAGAUGAUAAAUCAGCGGCAAACAAUUGUUCUUCUCUACCACUCGCAUCUUUCACAUCAUCAUCGAAUACUUCAUCUUCCAGUUCGUCUUCAUCAGAUAAACAAUCUGGACAGUCUUAUUCACAACAACAACGUCGAACACCGAAUUGUUAUCAACAGUAUAAACAAGCUAAUACACCAUACGAAUAUCAAUUAACGUCACCUGUUAAACUACAAACAAAUGGUACACAGACUAUAUCUACGAAUACUAAUAAUAAUCAACAGCAAUCACUGCCACUAAAUCGUUAUUAUCCUACUCGAACACAAACCUCGGCUAAUAAUAAUGACUCUAAAAACUCUAAUACAACGACAAAUAAUAAUAAUAUCUAUAAACCAAUAUCAACAGAAUAUUCUAUCGAACAAAAUUUAUUUAAUAUUGUACGUUUCGAUAUAGUCAAAAAUAAUUUUUCCGACUACUACAAAUUAGGUGAUUUUGUUCGAAGUGGUGGCUUUUCCGAAGUACACGAAGGUGUUCGAUUAUCCGAUAAUAGAAAUGUUGUUAUCAAAUUCAUUCCAAAAGAGAAAACAAAAAAUUGGUUAAGCAUUAGUAAUAAAAAAUAUCCAGCUGAAAUUUUAUUACAUAAAUGUGUUCACGAAAUACAAGGCGUUAUACAUAUUCAUGAUUAUUUUGAGUCACCUGAAUUUUGGAUACUUGUUAUGGAUCGUUUACGUCAUUGUCAAGAUUUAUUUGAUUAUUUGGAAGCUAGACAUCGUGGACGUUUAAGUGAAGCGGAUGCAAGAAAAUUUUUUAUACAAUUAGUUCAUAUUAAUUUAGCCAUGAUACGUAAAGGCGUUGUUCAUCGAGAUUUAAAAAGUGAAAAUAUUCUAGUUGAUUUAGAUACAGAUUCUCUGGUAUUAAUUGAUUUUGGUGCAAGUGCGAUUUAUAAAGGAUUAUCAUUUUAUUCUGAUUUUCAUGGUACAAGACAAUAUAAAACACCAGAAUAUAUAUUAAAAAAACGUUAUUCGGCUGUACCAUCUACUGUUUGGACAUUAGGAAUAUUAUUGUACGAUAUGGUAACUGGCCGUUUACCGUUUGAAAAUGAAGAAGAGAUAACACGUUAUAAAUUAAUUCUAAAACCAUUUUUAUCAGCUGAUUUAAAAAAUAUAAUAGUACAAUGUCUACAAUUGAAUCCUGAUCGUCGUCCAUCAUUCGAAUCUCUAUUAGAACAUCCAUGGAUUAAAAAUGGUAUAGGAACGUCGAACUAA
Messenger RNA from Didymodactylos carnosus, 1653 nucleotides. The record is from the annotation of a GenBank genome assembly. NCBI's taxonomy places the organism in Eukaryota, Metazoa, Rotifera, Eurotatoria, Philodinida, Philodinidae.